AUGAAACUAUCUUGGAAAACUUUUUUACUCUGGUCUUUACCUAUAGUCAUUAUUGGCUUUUUUCUAUGGCAAGGUUUUAUUACACCUGCAAAUAAUGAGCUAAAUAAUAAUAUCGCUAACUCAAGAAUGACUUAUGGACGAUUCCUUGAAUAUUUAGAGAUGGGUUGGGUAAAACGAGUAGAUAUGUACGAUAAUGGACAUACUGCUAUUGUUGAAGCUGUUGGACCAGAAUUAGGCAAUCAUGUACAAAAAAUUAGAGUAGAACUUCCUACAAGCGCACCUGAGUUAAUCAGUAAAUUGAAACAUGCCAAUGUUGAUAUAGAUGCACAUCCAAAUAAAAAUACAAGUGCUAGUUGGAAUUUAAUAGGAAAUUUAUUAUUUCCAUUAUUUCUAAUAGGUGGCUUAGCAUUUUUAUUCCGUAGGUCUAAUAACACCAAUAGUGGUCCAGGACAAGCUAUGUCCUUUGGAAAAUCUAAAGCAUUAUUUCAAAUGGAAGCAAAAACAGGUGUAGUAUUUAAUGAUGUAGCUGGAAUUGAUGAAGCAAAAGAAGAAUUUGAAGAAGUAGUAACUUUUUUAAAGCAACCAGAAUGUUUUACAGCUGUAGGAGCUAGGAUACCUACAGGUGUGUUACUUGUUGGUCCUCCUGGAACUGGAAAAACUUUAUUGGCAAAAGCUAUAGCAGGUGAAGCUAAUGUACCUUUUUUCAGUAUUUCAGGAUCAGAAUUUGUCGAAAUGUUUGUCGGUGUAGGAGCAUCAAGAGUUAGAGAUUUAUUUAAAAAAGCAAAAGAAAAUGCACCUUGUAUUGUUUUUAUUGAUGAAAUUGAUGCCGUAGGUCGACAAAGAGGAACAGGUAUAGGAGGCGGAAAUGAUGAACGAGAACAAACACUUAAUCAAUUAUUAACUGAAAUGGAUGGCUUUGAAGGUAAUACAGGAAUAAUAGUAAUUGCAGCAACUAACAGAGCCGAUAUAUUGGAUUCAGCAUUAUUAAGACCUGGACGUUUUGAUAGACAAGUAGCUGUCGAAGUUCCCGAUUUUAAAGGACGACUAGCUAUUUUAAAAGUACAUGCACGUAAUAAAAAGAUAGAUGAAAGCGUAUCUCUAAAUAUAAUAGCAAGAAGAACUCCUGGUUUUUCGGGCGCGGAUUUAGCUAACUUACUUAAUGAAGCUGCUAUCUUAACAGCAAGAAGAAGAAAACAAACUAUUACAUUAAAUGAAAUAGAUGCAUCUAUAGAUAGAGUUGUUGCUGGCAUGGAAGGAACUCCUUUAAUUGAUAGUAAAAGUAAACGCUUAAUAGCAUAUCAUGAAAUUGGGCAUGCUAUAGUAGGAACUCUAUUACAAGAUCAUGACCCUGUACAAAAAGUAACUCUAAUACCUAGAGGACAAGCAAGAGGAUUAACUUGGUUCACACCUUCAGAAGAUCAAAGUUUAAUUUCAAGAUCUCAAAUCAAAUCUAGAAUAAUGGGUGCAUUAGGCGGAAGAGCCGCAGAAGAAGUAGUGUUUGGAGACGCAGAAGUUACGACAGGUGCAAGUAAUGAUUUACAACAAGUGACUUCAAUGGCAAGACAAAUGGUAACAAGAUUCGGUAUGUCCAACAUAGGACCUCUUUCUUUAGAAAAUGAAGAGACCAAUCCUUUUUUAGGAAGAGGAAUGAGUAAUUCCAAUGAAUAUUCAGAUGAAAUAGCUAUUAAAAUUGAUAAACAAAUACAAGAAAUAGUAAAAGAAUGUCAUAAUAAUACAAUUAAGAUAAUAGAAGAUAAUCGUGUAGUUAUUGACAGACUCGUAGAUCUAUUAAUAGAACAAGAAACGAUUGACGGUGAAGAAUUUAGAAAAAUUAUUAACGAAUAUACGCUUGUACCGGAGAAAUAUAAUUACGCAAUAUAA
Messenger RNA from Chondrus crispus (carragheen), 1881 nucleotides. The record is from the annotation of a RefSeq genome assembly. NCBI's taxonomy places the organism in Eukaryota, Rhodophyta, Florideophyceae, Gigartinales, Gigartinaceae.